Molecule: messenger RNA, 1037 nt
Organism: Platichthys flesus (European flounder)
Lineage: Eukaryota; Metazoa; Chordata; Actinopteri; Pleuronectiformes; Pleuronectidae
Product: intraflagellar transport protein 52 homolog
Exons: 11
Coding region: 117-1037 (306 amino acids)
Biological process (GO): intraciliary transport; cilium assembly
Cellular component (GO): centriole; intraciliary transport particle B; cilium
Source: RefSeq, a predicted model, not a curated record
GGGAAAUCCAAGCCUCAAGUCAUAGGCAGAUCAGGCUUGGACAUGUUGCAGAUGUUUGUUUUACAUUUUUUCAUAUUUUAUACAUAUAGUAAUGAUUGUGUAAAAGAAAUUCAAGCAUGAAACAUGAGCUGUCUGCGAAGAAGCUGAAGGACGUCAAGUUGUGGAUCACUGCAGGUCCGAGAGAGAAGUUCACAUUAUCAGAGCUGGAGGUGCUGAAGCACUACCUGGAUGGAGGAGGAAACGUCCUGGUCAUGCUUGGUGAAGGAGGAGAAAUCAAAUAUGACACUAACAUCAACUUUCUCCUGGAGCAGUUUGGAAUACUGGUCAACAAUGAUGCUGUUGUGAGGAAUGUGUAUUACAAAUACUUCCACCCUAAGGAGGCGCUUGUGUCCAAUGGUGUAUUGAACAGAGAGAUCAGUCGGGCUGCUGGCAAAGUGGUCACUGGAAUCAUUGAAGAUGAACAUGUUGGGAACAAUGCACAGGCUCUGACAUUUGUGUACCCGUACGGAGCCACACUAAAUGUGAUGAAGCCUGCUAUGCCAGUUCUUUCUACUGGUUCAGACUGCUUCCCCCUCAACAGGUCGGUUUUGGCCUUCCAUCAAGGAAAGCAGGCUGGCAAACUGGUUGUGCUGGGUUCGUGCCACAUGUUCAGUGACCAAUACAUCGACAAAGAAGAGAACAGUAAAAUAAUGGAUGUCAUGCUCCAGUGGCUCAUGACUGACAACAUCCAGCUGAAUCAGAUUGAUGCAGAACACCCAGAGAUAACAGAUUACACCAUGUUGCCAGGCACAGGGUUCCUGUCAGAGCAGCUCAGAGUGUGUUUACCAGAGGAUGACGUAGAACCCAGGGACUUCACCUCUCUCUUUGACACGUCGUUGUUCAAUUUUUCACCUGACACCUCACCCCCCCAAGUCAUCAGCGCCUACAAACAGCUUCGUGUCAGAGUCGAGCCACUUGAGCGGAUCCCACCACAGUUUGAGAUAUUGCCUGAGCUUGAACCUGCUGUAAGUUUCACUCCUGCAUUUAGCCACAUGUGA